AUGGCGCCAGAAAAGAAGCAGCCCAACUUUGUCAUCAUCGUUGCCGACGAUCUUGGUUUCUCCGAUUUAGGAUGUUUCGGCUCCGAGAUCAACACUCCAAACCUGGACAAAUUGGCCGCCGAGGGAUGUCGGAUGACAGGCUUUCACUCUGCGGCCGCGUGCUCGCCCACUCGAGCCAUGCUCUUCUCGGGCACGGACAACCACGUUGCGGGGUUGGGAGCAAUGAUGGAGUGGAAGUCUCGCUUGGGGGGAGGCAUGUGGGAUAAUAAGCCUGGUUAUGAGGGCCACUUGAACUUCAAGGUCGCUGCGUUGCCUGAGAUAUUACAAGAUAAUGGAUACCGGACCAUUCUUUCGGGAAAAUGGCAUCUCGGACUGAAACCAGAACUCGCACCCCACUCACGUGGAUUUGAUCGGUCCUUCACAAUGCUCUCCGGCUGUCAUAAUCACUACGGCUAUGAGCCACAAUAUGGAGACCUGCCCACUGAUGGAUCAGCCACGGCAGCCCAGGAGGCCGAAGUGGAUGCUCUCCGGACAUACAAGGAAUGGGCGCCAGCUGUGGCACAUAAGAAAGGCAUGUAUAACAAAGAAGGAGUGCCGAUGGACGUGCCCGCCAACUUCCCCUACUCUCCGGAGGGCUUCUUCUCCACCGAUAACUUCACCGAUCAGUUGAUGGAGUACAUCGGCGAAGCCACAUCAGAAAAGAAGCCGUUCUUUUCUUGUCUAACCUUCACCGCCCCACACUGGCCCCUUCAAGCCCCCAAGCGGCUGCGAGACAAGUACAAGGGCAUGUAUGACGGCGGUCCCGCAGCGCUGAGACUCAAGCGACUCGCCAAGCUGGAAGAGAUGGAACUCAUACCCAAAGAUGUCACACCCCAUCCGGUGAUGAACCCGUUGAAGAUACCCGAGUGGGAUGAAAUGGACGAUAGCCAGAGGAAGAAGAGUAUCCGAUCCAUGGAGACUUAUGCAGCCAUGGUCGAGCAUAUCGAUGAAGCUGUUGGGAGGGUGAUGAAAGGGUUGGAAGAUAUGGGCGUUGCUGACGAUACGGUUGUCAUGUUUAUGUCCGACAAUGGCGCCGAAGGAAGUGCAUAUGAGGCGAUGGCACACAUGGGAACCAAAUUGAUGCACAUCAUAAAUGAAUACUAUGACAACAGUCUGGAGAACAUCGGUGAACCGAAUAGCUUCGUCUGGUAUGGCCCUUUCUGGGCACAGGCGUCUACGGCACCAUCUCGACUGAUGAAGUCAUUUUCCACCCAGGGGGGCAUUCGCGUUCCCUUCAUCAUCCGAUACCCGCCCUUCCAUUCCCACCCGUCAUCCUCCCCAGGCAAGGUCAUUGACCAACAAGCAACUGUCAUGGACAUUGCCGCGACGGUGCUGGAUCUGGCUGGUAUCCAACACCCCGUGGACGGAGGGGCCGAUAAAGGCGCGUUCCGAGGCCGUGAAGUCGUGGGAAUGAAGGGAAAGACAUGGAGGGGGAUGUUUGAGAAUGGAGAAGUGUGCCAUGGUGACGACGAACCACUUGGCUGGGAGCUACAUGGCCGAGCUGGCAUGCGCAUAGGUGACUGGAAGAUCACCUUCGUCCCGCCGCCCUUCGGCCCUGGAGAGUGGCAGUUGUACAACCUUCGGAAGGAUCCAGGAGAGGUGUUUGAUCUCAAAGACGAGGAACCGGAAAAAUACAGAGAGUUGUCUGCAGCCUGGGACAAGUAUCUAGAGGCCAACGGUGUUGUCUGGGGAGCACCAAUGCCAUCCGAGACAAUCGACGGCGAAGGAUUGUCCGACAUUAUCAACGACAGCACUGCAUGGAUGAAGCCGAAACGGGGCGAGUAG
Molecule: messenger RNA, 1824 nt
Organism: Phialemonium atrogriseum
Lineage: Eukaryota; Fungi; Ascomycota; Sordariomycetes; Cephalothecales; Cephalothecaceae
Product: alkaline-phosphatase-like protein
Exons: 13
Coding region: 1-1824 (607 amino acids)
Molecular function (GO): arylsulfatase activity
Source: RefSeq, a predicted model, not a curated record